Messenger RNA from Venturia canescens, 2067 nucleotides. Its product is annotated as A disintegrin and metalloproteinase with thrombospondin motifs 6-like. The transcript is spliced from 8 exons. Gene Ontology annotation, molecular function: metalloendopeptidase activity. NCBI's taxonomy places the organism in Eukaryota, Metazoa, Arthropoda, Insecta, Hymenoptera, Ichneumonidae. The coding region runs from base 20 to 1162 and encodes 380 amino acids. Gene Ontology annotation, biological process: extracellular matrix organization; proteolysis. The record is from RefSeq and is a predicted model, not a curated record. Gene Ontology annotation, cellular component: extracellular matrix.
UCAUGAUUGCGCUAUUUUAAUGACGAAGAUAGAUAUUUGCAUUGCGCAAAACCUUUGCACGUUCACCGGCUCGUCAACGAUCGCUGGGACUUGUGACCCUCUCAAAGGCGCUGUGAUUAUUAAGGACAAUGGUUUGGAAACUGGAUAUGAGAUUGCACACCAUCUCGGACACACGGUCGGUAUGAGCCAUGACGUCGAGGUCGAAAAUGGUUGCUCAGGCAUCGUGCCUCACGACGACUAUCUGGAAACGACUGUUAUGCAUCCGGGAUACCAUUACGUAACGAAGAAAUGGUCCAACUGUUCUCGAACAUAUUUCAAGCUCUACAUCGAUGCUGGCCUGGCGAGCUGUUUGCUGGACGAGGCUAAAGAUCAUCAUUUUCCAACGAUUGAAAUGCUGCCUGGUGUCAUGUAUGGAGCGGAUGAUCAGUGCCGGUUGCGUUACCGAGAUGGGGCUCGUCACUGUGAUUUUGGUAUUACCUGCUCGGAGCUCAAAUGUAAAACACCAGGCAUGGGUUGCAUAUCCGUCAACAAACCGCCGGCUGAUGGGACACCAUGUGGCGAAAAAAGGUGGUGUUACGACAUGAAGUGUCUCGUAGUUGGUGAACGUCCAUCAGUCACCGACGGUCAGUGGAGCUCGUGGUCAGCCUGGAGCCAUUGUUCCAGAACUUGCGGCUCAGGGGUUGCAUUUUCUCAAAGGAAAUGCAACAAUCCACCACCUUCGAACGGAGGCAAUUAUUGCAGUGGCAAAUGGAUGAAACACAAAAUUUGCGCAACUACGCCGUGUGAAAUUGGUGCACCGUCAUUCCGUGACGUACAAUGCUCCGAAUUCAAUGAGUGGGUCUUUCCGGAAGAUGGAAAAGUUCAUCAGUGGGUUGGGUACAAUUUGCCAGAGAAUUUAAAGGCAUCCGAAAAUCCUUGUGUACUGUACUGUCUCAGCGAGACGAAACUUUUGACAUCGUUGAAAACAAAAGUCGUGGACGGGACGACGUGUUAUCGCGGUAUAAGGGACAUUUGCGUGGGUGGCGAGUGUCGUGAGAUACCAUGCGAUCUCGAUAUGGAGUCGAAUGCGAUCGAGGACAUGUGCGGAGUUUGUAAAGGCGACAGUACAUCGUGUGUCUUAAAAGAGGGAGUCAUAAAUUUUGAACCUCAUGAAAGUACGUAACGACAAGCCUGAAGAAUAGGAAUGAUUAUGCAAGCGGAAAAAUCAGUUGAAUGAAAUUUAUCGGUAUUCAAUAUCCAAAAAAUUAUUAAUGAAAAAAAUUCCUUUCGAGCAGAAUUAAGAAAAGUCAUAGAAGUACCAGUUGGGGCGAAGAAUAUUAGGAUCGAGGAAACUCAACCCUCGAGAUCGAGAAUCGUCGUUCAAAACAAAAAAUCAAAGAGCAUCCUGAUCGACGGGUUCAUUUUCUUUUUUCUCGUCUUCACGUUAUUUUAUUCCAUGAAUAUUGAGUGUAAUGUCAAUUUCUUUUUUUAACCGGGGGAUUUUAGAAAUCGACUUGGCAUGUUCGAUGUGCCGGGCUCGAAAGCCUGGCUGGGGAUGAUUCGAUCGAAGCAAAAAGCUCUCAAUAUACCGGGCCCUGUCACUGAAGAGUUGAUCGUAUUGGUACGAUAAAAAAAAAACGAACGAGCGAGCAUUUUUCAAACUGUUAAACAUUUUCUCAAUCAUGUACUGCCAAUUUUUUUUGUAAAUAUUCAAUUCUUGUCCAAAUCGUUCAAAGUCAAAAAUAAAUAUUCUAAUAAAUUUGUGUCCUCGUCUAAUGGUAACACUACUCCUCCCUCUCUGUUUUAAAAAAUUUGUUAAAAUUCAAAUAAGUAUGAUUUUCGUUAGAUUCGUUCACGAGAAAAAGUGACCAUGAAAUAUUCGUUGGGACUAAAACGGGAUGAGCCGAGAAAGGCGUCCUUCGAAUGGAGAUACAUCGACUGGUCUCAUUGCAGCGCUGCAUGUGGGCCAGGUGAGCAGUUAAGCAAACCAAGCUGCGUCGAAAAAAUUGGCGGUCUCGUUGACGAGCACUUUUGCAAAAACAUUACAAAACCGGAAGUGAAAGUUCGAACGUGCAAUCAGGCAGCCUG